GUGUGGCAAUGCGGAGGAAGUGUUGAGGUUCUACCUUGCUCCAGGAUUGCCCACAUUGAAAGAGCACAUAAACCCUACACAGAAGAUCUAACUGCUCAUGUCCGGAGAAAUGCACUAAGGGUGGCUGAAGUCUGGAUGGAUGAAUUUAAGAGCCACGUCUAUAUGGCCUGGAAUAUACCCCAGGAGGACUCUGGAAUUGAUAUUGGUGAUAUUUCUGAGAGAAAGGCGUUGAGGAAGAAGCUCCAGUGCAAGACGUUUAGAUGGUAUCUUGUCAGCGUGUAUCCAGAAAUGAGAAUGUAUUCAGAUACUGUUGCCUAUGGGGUGCUGCAGAAUUCCCUGAAAAGUGAUUUGUGCCUUGAUCAAGGGCCAGACACGGAGAAUAUCCCAAUCAUGUAUAUCUGCCAUGGAAUGACACCACAGAAUGUUUAUUACACAAGCAAUCAGCAGCUCCACGUGGGUGUUCUGAGUCCCACUAUCGACGAUGACGACAACAGGUGCCUGGUGGAUGUGAACAGCAGGCCCAGGCUCAUUGAAUGCAAUUAUGCCAAAGCGAAGAGAAUGAAGCUUUACUGGCAGUUUACUCAGGUAAUUCUUACUCAGCAGCCACUUCAUAAAAUUCAAAAGCUCUAUUUCUUUAUCCGAAGUAUGAGUAAUGUGUUUGCUAACAGAACAGAACCAUAUUUUUUCUUUCUUUCUUUGCAUGGAGCCGGGAAGCUGUUUACAAUUGAUUCCAACGUCAGCUACCUCAGGAGGUUAUAA
Merops nubicus (carmine bee-eater) is the source of this 759-nucleotide messenger RNA. RefSeq names its product polypeptide N-acetylgalactosaminyltransferase 18-like. The transcript has 4 exons. The annotation marks the transcript as partial. Gene Ontology annotation, cellular component: Golgi apparatus. The record is from RefSeq and is a predicted model, not a curated record. Lineage: Eukaryota; Metazoa; Chordata; Aves; Coraciiformes; Meropidae.